CUUGGGUGGAAACUCCGAAAAUCCGUUUGGUGAGACAAGCGGGACCAGCGAGACGGGACGAGACGGGACGAGAGCACUCUGCCUGGCCCAAGUACCUUGCUCAGUAGGCCAGUUUCUUGAGUGCGGUCCCGUGGGAACUCCCCGGGGCUCAAGUGGCGGACAAGAGGCGCACCUCUACCCAGGCAGGCAGGUACUUGGUAGCUUGGAACCUGGCAAGCUUGUUGGGCAAAAUCGGUAGUCCCUUAACUGGACCAAACCUUGGGGUACUCACGAACUUUUUGCAGCCCACCUGCUUCAGCACCCUACCCACCCACCACCGACAACAUAAACCACCGCACCACCAACGCCCCUGCCAUUAUUGCCGACGACAGGUCAGGCGCACCCAACCUCAAUCCGUCCGCGCAACCAUCGUGCCUUCCCUCGACGGGACCCUCCGAUCUGCUGCCACUCCUCCUCGCGACCCCCAGACCCCCAGACGCAAAAGCCGGAAACUCUCCCGCACCCCACCCUAACCAACUCGCACUCCCGCGCAUCAACUUCUUUGCGCCAGCCCUCCACCCCCGAUCACCCUCCCACAUCCCUCGCGACAAUCGUCCUGGACCAUCCGCCCAAGAUGGCUGAGCAAGUCGAUCUGUCCACCAUCCCUGUCUCGCCCGAGGGCGGCAACAACGCCUCCGCCUCCACCGAUGCCGCUGCCUCCUCCAGCAAGCCCGUUACCGUCUUCGAUGACAAGGAUAACUUCAACGUCAAGCACCCGCUGGCACAUGACUGGACCCUCUGGUUCACCAAGCCCCCUUCUGGCAAGGGCGACAACUGGAAUGACCUUCUGAAGCAGGUCAUCACCUUCAAUUCAGUCGAGGAGUUCUGGGGAAUCUAUAACAACAUCGCACCGGUCUCUGACCUUGCCCUCAAGUCCGACUAUCACCUCUUCCAGGCCGGCGUUCGGCCAGAGUGGGAAGACCCCCAGAACAAGCACGGCGGCAAGUGGUCCUACCAGUUCAAGGAGAAGCGCAGCGUCAACAUCGACGAGCUGUGGCUGCAUGUCAUGCUGGCCGCCAUUGGCAACACGCUGGAGGACGAGGAGGAUGGCGAGGUCAUGGGCGUUGUUGUCAACGUCCGCAAGGCCUUCUACCGUAUCGGCGUCUGGACCCGUACCGUCGGCAAGAGCAUACCCAACCGUGGCGACGGUGAUGUGGCCGGCGGCAAGGGCCGGACCCCCGAGAAGGGCAAGGAGGUCCUCAUGACCAUUGGCCGCCGCGUCAAGGAGGUCCUGAAGCUGCCUCCCAGCGAGAUGCUCGAGUUCUCGAGCCACACCGAGGCUGCACACGCUGGCAGCACGCGGGCCAAGGCUAAGAUCACGGUCUAAUUCUCCCCGUUGUGCUCGGGAAACAAACCGCCAAGGAUUUGCUACGGCAUCCGUACUUGACCACGAGCCAUUGGCGGGUGCAGCUGUUGGGGCUCUGCCUGCCUACGCAGGAUAGCGCCUCGGUGAAGGCGGAGAUGCUUCAAUGAGGCAAAGUGGCAUUUCCACGAGAAUACCCUGCAUGGAUUUUCUUUUUUUGGUAGGCCAAAGUCAGGCUGAGAGAAAAAAAGCAUUGCAUUUUAGGAGAAUACCGGACGAGUUAUGGGUCCAUAUCGCCCAUCACGAAAUGAGGCGUUGAUUAUUUUGGUAGCUUUAGAGAGCCCAAACGGAAACAGAUUUGCGAAAUGAUUCCCCGAGAUGACGUCUUCAAUAUCGGCUCAUGGUGUGUUCUAAUGCCUACCUACUUAAGUAGGUAGUCUUGGCGUUCAGAGGGCCAACCGUACUCAGUACUGUGCUCCUAUCAAGGGUUGUUUGUCUUACAGGAAACGUGCUCAGCCGAUGCGCC
Molecule: messenger RNA, 1868 nt
Organism: Diaporthe batatas
Lineage: Eukaryota; Fungi; Ascomycota; Sordariomycetes; Diaporthales; Diaporthaceae
Exons: 3
Coding region: 614-1366 (250 amino acids)
Biological process (GO): translational initiation
Cellular component (GO): eukaryotic translation initiation factor 4F complex
Molecular function (GO): translation initiation factor activity; RNA 7-methylguanosine cap binding
Source: RefSeq, a predicted model, not a curated record